AAUUUAGACCGCCAUUAGACUCAUUGGAGCAGCUGCAGCCACACUAGCUAGCUCCCAAAAGAGCCACCCCGCUGUUCUCAUAGCAGCACCUCCUCACGCACGACCUAGACGGGUGACGUCGUCUCACACCUGCAGCUCACAAAAUACGCCACAUCAGCAACCCAUCUCCCACCUCUAUAGCACUUUGGGCUUUCCAGUUGGCGCCUCCACCGGCUGUCUUCUACACCCUCGUCAGGCCCGACAGUGCACCUUCCAACAAAGCAAACAUGGGAACACCUUUCAUCUCGCUUCUUGAGCCCAGUAAGCUCGACGGGUAUAGAAUUGGGACUCCCCGCGAGCAGCAGCAAGCCUCCCUUCCAAAGACAUUCCUCGAUGCGAUGGAGAUCAGAGCGGACGUUUUUGUAGAUGAACAAAAUGUCCCCGCCAACAACGAAUUCGAUGCGGAUGACUCCAGAAGCUGUCAUUGGGUAGCCUACGCGAGCGUCCACAAAACCGAAGAACACGAAGUCCGUGACGAGGCUGGAAAUGUCGUACAGCCGCGCAAGAGUUCAACGCGCACAACACCUAUAGGGACAAUACGACUUGUACCCUUUCCUCAUGAUCCCCAUCCCCUGAGAGAUGGUCACUAUUGGAAUGGCAUCCUGCAAGACGACCAACCUGCGCAGGCUAAACCCCAACCUGAACUGGAUGCUAAGAAGCCUUUCGUGGCUGAUCGCGCUACAACGUUUCAUGACGGCAAAGAACCGUACGUAAAGCUUGGGCGUCUCGCAGUCCAGAAAGACUACCGUGGAAACAAAAUCGCCGGCUUACUUGUAUCUACCGUCCUUGACUGGCUCAGACAAAAUCCAUCCUACUUUGACCCCAGCAUCACGGAACUGGGGCUGGAGCAGAUGGGGGCCACUAGAGAAACAGAUAUUCCCUCCUGGAAUGGCCUCGUCUGUGUCCAUGCCCAAGAGCAAGUAAAGGGUGCCUGGGAACGUUGGGGAUUUAAGGUUGAUGAAGGAAUGGGUCGGUGGUGGGAAGAAGGCAUUGCCCAUGUUGGCAUGUUUCAACGACUGAAGAUUGGCAUCAAGCAGAUGCGAAUUUACUAAGUCAUGGCUAAGAUUUUUGUUGAAGACGGAAACUACUACAAUUAUGACCCAAACAUAUAGAUAUCCAAUGAGACAAAAUAGUCUCAGAGAAUGAUAGAUUGAAUGCAUUGCCUUUUACUAGUGAUCACAUGC
[Torrubiella] hemipterigena is the source of this 1223-nucleotide messenger RNA. NCBI's taxonomy places the organism in Eukaryota, Fungi, Ascomycota, Sordariomycetes, Hypocreales, Clavicipitaceae. The record is from the annotation of a GenBank genome assembly.